GUUCUGUGUGCAGUUUCCAUGUCAUGGAUCACGAAAGACGGCGCUGCUCAAGGGUUCUGUGAAGGUAGUUCACGCGGAGCUCCAGUUAGUUUCACUCUGACAGCAGAUGAGGAAGUCACACUCUGUCCGAGAACGAGUAAGAACAGGACUGGGUUUGUGAGAGAAAUUUAUCUGGAAUAACUCACAACAUGUUCCUGGUUUUGGAAGGGUGACACCAAAUCUUUAAGGAAUAAACACUUCAUAAGUUUCUAAGACAACCUUGGCAUUAGGUCACUUCUGGACCCUCAUCUGACUGGAUUACGCACCUUAUUUGCCUGAUGUUUCCACCACUGAGCUUCAGCACGAGAUGGUGUGCUGGGAACUUGGCUGUUUGACAGAGACUCGACAGAAAUGUCGAAGUCAAGUGGACAGGGGAUGUUCAACAGUGAACUUCCCCGGUUCCUGAUUGGAAGUGAGGGUGGUGAGAGCAGAGAGCUGGGUGACACAGACAUGAGGAAGAUCUCAGGGGAUUACGGAGAGGAGGAGGAGGAGGAGGAUGAGGAUCAGUCAGAGCGUCAGAUUGUAGUGGGGAUCUGCUCCAUGAUGAAGAAAUCCAAAUCCAAACCAAUGACUGAGAUUCUGGAGAGGCUCUGUAAGUUUGAGUACAUCACUGUGGUCAUUUUUCCAGAGGAGGUUAUACUCAACGAGCCGGUGGAGAAGUGGCCGUUGUGUGACUGCCUCAUUUCCUUCCAUUCCAAAGGAUUUGCCCUUGACAAAGCUGUAAGUUAUGCCAAACUAAGAAACCCCCUCCUUAUCAACGACCUCGAUAUGCAGUAUUUCAUUCAAGACAGGAGGGAAGUGUACAGGAUUCUACAGGAAGAGGGCAUUGACCUUCCUCGCUAUGCAGUGUUGAACCGGGACCCCGACAGACCAGAGGAAUGUAACCUGGUGGAGAGCGAGGACCAUGUGGAAGUGAACGGGGAAGUGUUUCACAAACCCUUUGUGGAGAAGCCCGUCUCCGCUGAGGACCACAAUGUCUACAUCUAUUACCCAACCUCUGCUGGCGGCGGCAGCCAGCGUCUCUUCAGAAAGAUCGGCAGUCGGAGCAGUGUGUAUUCUCCUGAAAGUACUGUUCGCAAGACUGGAUCAUACAUCUAUGAGGAGUUCAUGCCCACAGAUGGCACUGAUGUUAAGGUUUACACAGUUGGACCUGAUUACGCUCACGCCGAAGCCCGUAAGUCUCCUGCUCUGGAUGGGAAAGUGGAGCGAGACAGUGAGGGGAAGGAGAUCCGUUAUCCUGUGAUGCUCACCGCUAUGGAGAAGCUUGUGGCCAGAAAAGUGUGUCUUGCAUUCAAGCAAACAGUCUGUGGUUUUGACCUCCUCCGAGCAAAUGGUCACUCUUUCGUUUGUGACGUUAAUGGCUUCAGCUUUGUAAAGAACUCCAUGAAGUACUAUGAUGAUUGUGCCAAAGUCCUGGGGAACAUGGUGAUGCGAGAGCUGGCUCCUCAGCUCCAUAUUCCCUGGUCAAUCCCCAUGGAAGCAGAGGACAUCCCUAUCGUCCCGACUACCUCAGGGACCAUGAUGGAGCUGCGUUGUGUUAUUGCUGUAAUUCGCCAUGGUGACCGUACGCCCAAACAGAAGAUGAAGAUGGAGGUCAGGAACGCCCUGUUUUUUGAGUUGUUUGAGAAGUACGGUGGCUAUAAGUCUGGAAAACUCAAGCUGAAGAAACCAAAACAGCUCCAGGAAGUGCUGGAUAUUGCUCGUCAGCUGUUGGCAGAACUGGUCCUGCAUAAUGAUUGUGAGAUUGAGGAGAAGAAAUCCAAGCUAGAACAACUGAAGACGGUUCUGGAGAUGUAUGGCCAUUUCUCAGGGAUCAACAGGAAGGUGCAGCUGACCUACCUCCCAAAUGGGCAGCCCAAAGCAUCCAGUGAAGAGGAGGACGCUCUGAAGGAGGGCCCAUCUCUACUGCUGGUGCUGAAGUGGGGCGGUGAGCUGACGCCAGCGGGUAGAGUUCAGGCUGAGGAGCUUGGACGAGCCUUUCGUUGCAUGUACCCUGGAGGACAAGGCGACUAUGCCGGCUUCCCUGGUUGUGGCCUUCUCCGUUUACACAGCACUUACCGCCAUGACCUCAAAAUUUACGCAUCAGAUGAGGGUCGUGUUCAGAUGACUGCAGCAGCUUUUGCAAAGGGUCUGUUAGCACUGGAAGGAGAGCUGACUCCAAUCCUCGUUCAGAUGGUGAAGAGUGCCAACAUGAACGGACUGCUGGACAGCGACAGCGACUCUCUCACUGACUGCCAGCAGAGAGUCAAAGCUCGAUUACAUGAGAUCAUGCAGAAGAACAAAGACUUCAGUGAGGAGGACUACAGCAAGUUGGCUCCAACAGGCAGCCCAUCUCUGGUGAACUCUAUGGGGGUGAUCUUCAAUCCAGUCAGUACUUGUGAUCGAGUUCACACACUCAUUAAAAGCCUUACUUGGCAGAUCUGUAAAAGGCUGGAAGACCCCAAAUCUGCAGAUCUACAGCUAUACCACAGUGAGACUCUGGAGCUCAUGCUGCAGCGCUGGUCCAAACUGGAGCGUGACUUCCGCAUGAAAAACGGCCGCUAUGACAUCAGUAAGAUCCCAGAUAUCUAUGACUGUGUGAAAUACGACACCCAACACAAUUCUUCUCUGGGGCUGGAGGACACGCUGGAGCUUUUCCGUCUGUCCAGAGCACUUGCAGACAUCAUUAUCCCACAGGAGUAUGGAAUCACUAAAGCAGAGAAGCUGGAUAUUGCCAGUGCCUACUGCCUGCCUCUGGUCAAGAAGAUUCAGCUGGAUCUUCAGAGAACCCAUGAGGACGAGGCCGUCAACAAGCUGCAUCCACUGUACUCGCGGGGCGUGAUGUCUCCGGGUCGACAUGUUCGAACCCGGCUGUAUUUCACCAGCGAGAGCCACGUCCACUCCCUGCUUAACAUCUUUCGCUACGGAGGCCUGUUAGACGAGCUAAAAGAUGACCAGUGGAAGCAGGCUAUGGACUACCUCAGCGCUGUAACCGAACUCAACUAUAUGACACAGAUUGUUAUUAUGCUGUAUGAGGACAAUAACAAGGACCCCUCUUCAGAGGAACGUUUCCAUGUGGAGUUGCACUUUAGCCCGGGAGUGAAGGGGUGCAAGGAUGAGGAGAAUGCACCGAUGGGUUUUGGCUUCCGGCCAGCCUCCUCCGAGAACCACGAGAUGCAGACAGACCCAGGCAGUCUUGAAGACCUUUCUCAAGACGAGCCUGACAGAGCUGCACUGACUGAGCCAAUCAGCAUUCAGAGGAAGUCACCACUCAUACGAGGCCGAAAGGCUGGAUCUAUGGAGGCUCUUUCAGAGAGUAACACUUCUUCUCGAGGGCUGGCGUAUCGCAUCUUCCCAUCGACUUCUCGUCAGUCACCCGAGAUCAAACCCAGCGGGCUAGGCGCCCAGUGUGCGGGCCUCUUCAGUGCCUCCUUCCCCAACCUGAGAGACCUAGCACGAGUUCCCCGCAAAAAGCCCUGCUCGCUCAGGAAUCGGUCUUCUCAAACCGGGUUUGAAGGUUGCUCCUUGGUGCCCUCCAUCUAUCCACUGGAGACACUGCACAACUCGCUGUCCCUCAAGCAGGUGGACGAGUUCCUCACCACGUUGUGUAAAAACGGGAGCGAGACACAAUUCAAGAGGCUCAAAUCCCUGUCUGCCAUGUUUGAGUCACACUCCCAGCCAUCCAUAGAUGUUGAUAAUCAGGAGACCCCAAUGUCAACUCCAGUCCAGAACCAACCAGCUCCACAGUCUCUCUGGUACACCAGCAGCCCUCCCAGUACCGUAUCCAGUUCUGGGCCCUCGUCUCCAUCUGUGCCCGAGCCCUCAUCCAACUUCAGAUUCAACAGCGAGUAGAAACAUCUUUUACUCUUAGAUCAGUUUCACAGUGUCUGUUUGAAAAGUUAGAGGUUAAGAUUGAUAUGGUCCAUGUUAUCUACUUGGAAGCUGCUAAUAUUGUACUAUCUGCACUUCUACCUGAACAAUACAGAGUCUCUUUGGCUGAGAUUCAGCUGAUAGUUUGAUCUGUCAGCAAAUACAGCUCUGAAACCAGUAAUUAUCUCUUCCGCUGUACUUCUGCGCUCCGGUGGAGUUGGAUAGUAAUUAUGAUCCCAGAUUCAGCGUCAGAGAGACAGAGACAUUACAGACAAUAGUAAUUGUGUGUGCAACUUUUUCCCCCACCCUACAAAUGCAACUCAAAUAAAUACUCAAAGAAGCAUACAAGUCCAAAAAAUAUAUAUUUAAUCAUUCAGAUCCAAUUGUGUUAUUUUAAUCGUACCACUAUUUUUUUUUCAGUUUGUGUAUAUUAUAAUUAUUUUAUGAUUUUCUUUUUUGAUCAUGUGAUUUCUUUUUAGAUCUACCAAAAAAUUGCUGUAUUUUUAUUAUGUGAAUUGCAAAGGUAUUGUUUGAGAAUGAUUCAAGGGAUAGUUCACCCAAAAAUGAAUAUUCUGUCAUCGUUUACUCACCCGUCAUGUCAUUCAGAACCUGUAUGAAUUUAUUUCUUCUGUUAAAUAUAAAAGAAGAUAUUCUAAAGAAAGUUGUAAAUCAAAAAGAUGGUGGCACCCAAUGACUUGCAUAAUAUUUUUUUUUCCAAACCAUGGAAGUGAAUGGCUACCGUCAAAUGUUUGGGUUACCCACAUUCUUCAAAAUCUCUUCUUUUGUGCUCAACAGAAGAAACUCAAACAGGUUUAGAGCAACCUGAAAAAAUGAGUAAAUGACAGAAUUUUAAUUUUGAGCAGGACCCGUCCCAUAAAAUGAGCUGCAAUAGACUUUUCAAGAGUGUUCAGCUGUUUGUAAUCUGCUGUAGUGUUUACUCUGUAAAGUUGAAAGUAUAUUUAAUUUUAGAGACUUGUAUUACUUAAAUAAAUGGCUUUAAAUGUG
Messenger RNA from Carassius gibelio (silver crucian carp), 4893 nucleotides. RefSeq names its product diphosphoinositol pentakisphosphate kinase 1b (gene ppip5k1b). Gene Ontology annotation, cellular component: cytosol. The record is from RefSeq and is a predicted model, not a curated record. Bases 391 to 3870 code for a protein of 1159 amino acids. The transcript is spliced from 29 exons. Gene Ontology annotation, biological process: inositol phosphate biosynthetic process; inositol metabolic process. NCBI's taxonomy places the organism in Eukaryota, Metazoa, Chordata, Actinopteri, Cypriniformes, Cyprinidae. Gene Ontology annotation, molecular function: inositol hexakisphosphate kinase activity; diphosphoinositol pentakisphosphate kinase activity; 5-diphosphoinositol pentakisphosphate 1-kinase activity.